AUUCUUCAUAAUGUAAGCUUCUUGAAUCUGGUUCGUUUACCAGAUUGUCGGUACUUUUAGUAAGUGUAUUAUGAGAAGUAAUGUGUGCAUUCUGUUGUAAAUUAUGUGAUUAGGAACUUAUAUCCAUCUAACUAACCAAAAAAAUGAGUAAAAGUUUCGGCAAAAAUAAGCUUAACUUAAAACUUCCGCCGGGUGCAAUUGAAGUCAACAAUAGUGAACCACCGGGAUCGGUAGACCCGAAUAAUGACAAAUCUAUGCUUGAUACAAGUCUUGAGGCUUUGCAGAAAAGUCUGGAAGGUUUAGAGCUUGAUGAUCAACAGAGAAAAAGAUUAGAAGCUUUUCUUACACAGAAACAAAAAGUUGGUGAAUUAAUUAAUGAUGAUCUAGAAAAUUUAGGAGAACUUGGUGCUGGCAAUGGAGGAGUUGUGACAAAAAAUCUUCAUAGGCCAAGUGGAUUGAUCAUGGCUCGUAAGCUCAUCCAUUUGGAAGUGAAGCCUGCUAUACGCAAUCAAAUAAUCAGGGAGUUAAAAGUUCUUCAUGAAUGCAAUUCUCCCCACAUUGUUGGAUUUUAUGGAGCAUUCUAUAGCGAUGGUGAAAUAAAUAUUUGCAUGGAAUAUAUGGAUGGUGGCUCAUUAGAUCUAGUCCUAAAGAAGGCUGGCCGUAUUCCAGAACCAAUUUUGGGCAAAGUUACAAUUGCUGUUUUGAAAGGAUUAAAUUACUUGCGAGAAAAGCACCAAAUUAUGCAUAGAGAUGUAAAACCUUCUAACAUUUUGGUGAAUUCUCGAGGGGAAAUAAAGAUAUGCGACUUCGGAGUGAGUGGUCAAUUAAUUGAUUCUAUGGCUAACUCAUUUGUUGGGACUAGGUCUUAUAUGUCGCCUGAAAGAUUGCAAGGAACACAUUAUACAGUUCAAUCUGAUAUCUGGAGUCUUGGACUUUCUCUUGUUGAAAUGGCUAUUGGUCGAUACCCAAUUCCUCCUCCUGAACCCAAAGAGCUUGCAGCAAUUUUUGGCCCCAAGUAUUCAGCAAGUGCAGAUCAAAGUGAAUCUCCUUCACCUAGCUCCAAAAACAGACCUAGUAAAUGGCCAUUUUUAAUAAACUUCCCUGUGACAGUUGUUUAA
Messenger RNA from Stegodyphus dumicola, 1118 nucleotides. Its product is annotated as dual specificity mitogen-activated protein kinase kinase 1-like. Gene Ontology annotation, molecular function: ATP binding; protein kinase activity. Lineage: Eukaryota; Metazoa; Arthropoda; Arachnida; Araneae; Eresidae. Gene Ontology annotation, biological process: protein phosphorylation. The record is from RefSeq and is a predicted model, not a curated record.